ACGUGCGAUUGUGUUGUGAUCUGCCGGGCGCGAACGGCGCAACGCUGAGACCGUUUGCGGUCGCGUACUACGUAGUACUUUUGUGCAACGCCGACGCAUCCCACGUUUCCGCCUGAGAAAGAUUAUAUGAUAUCAUGGAUUCUGAAGCCCAGCGCAUUAUGCUUUCUAUUAUUCAGGGCAAGUCGCCGUCUUCAACAGAAGCGGCUGUUCUGUCCACUUAUGCUACCCAAAAGCAAGCAAGUCUGAUGAUACCAGAGACCAGCAUCCCAGAUGCAGUGCUGCGUACCAGUUCGGCUGCCAAUAAGCAAAUACCAGCAAGUGAUGGAGGGUGCAUGGAGGCUGGACCAUCAUGCAUUCCAACUGGGGGUGGUGGUACAGAUGUAAUCCUGCAAAGAAGUUUGUCAUGCAUUACACCAGCACCAAAUAACGGGAAGGCGCAAGCUCAGGCGAGACUAUCGGGCAUCAGGAAAGGAGGUGGUGGUGAGUGCCUCAGCGUUUAGUGUUUCUGUUCACUGUCUAAAAUGUAUUUUCAUUCCAGCUGCUGAA
Messenger RNA from Dermacentor silvarum, 546 nucleotides. RefSeq lists its product as uncharacterized. Lineage: Eukaryota; Metazoa; Arthropoda; Arachnida; Ixodida; Ixodidae. The record is from RefSeq and is a predicted model, not a curated record. Bases 135 to 500 code for a protein of 121 amino acids. The transcript has 4 exons.